Molecule: messenger RNA, 3363 nt
Organism: Oncorhynchus mykiss (rainbow trout)
Lineage: Eukaryota; Metazoa; Chordata; Actinopteri; Salmoniformes; Salmonidae
Product: multimerin-2
Molecular function (GO): protein binding
Source: RefSeq, a predicted model, not a curated record
AGCAGUCCCGGAGAGGUCUCAGACACUUUUGGCAGCUAGCUAGUGUGGAUAGUUCAGGACCAGGCAGCGUAGCAGACAUGACAACUGUGGGGGAACUGAUGCUGCUGGUGCUGGGGCUGCUGGUGACAGCUCAUUGUGAGGUCAGGGCCAGAGAUCCAGAGGUGGAGGAAGAGGACCCAGGCCUGCCUCUGGAGAAAGAAGGCUUGGAUACCCAGGGGAUGGGGGUAGGAGUCCAUCCUGAACCUGGGGGGAUUGACAUUCCCCACCUCAGGACAGGACCCCGUGGCCACGAACCUGAUGUGCCUGGAUCUGCCCACCACCCUCUGGGGCAUGGGCCACAUGGACAACCCCAUCAGGUUGGUCCUGGGAAAAAAAACCUGGGUCUGCUGCCCGGGGAGAGUGCUCCCCCACCAGGAGAGGGAGGGAGCUACCCAGCCCGCACUGGGAACUGGUGUGCAUUCGUGCACCGCCGCAUUGUCACCACUGCCGUCUCUUGUGGCACGGAGGAAUACACCAUCAAGUCUCAGAGCCCCUGUCCCAACGGCACACCUGACUGCCAGCUUGUCAUGUACAAGCUCUCUACCCGGCCAGUGUACAGAUUAAACCCAAAGAUCUUCACCGCCUUGUUGUGGAGGUGCUGCACGGGACAUGGAGGGGAGAACUGUGAGGAAACAGUAGCUGAUGGCCAUAUAUCUGACUCUGCAGACCCCACAAUGGCAGGACAACCACACCCAGGAGACACCGAGCCUCACCACACAGGCGCUCAGUCUAGACUCACCCACCAGCCUGAGUGGGAGCAGAAUGACUUCCAGGUGUCUGAGAAUCCAAUGUACGAAAGCCAUCCCUCAGAGGCUGACAACAACACACACACAGAUUCCCGAGAGCCCCCCUCAUACCCUCGACAGGCCCAGGAGCACAUCCCUCACCAUGGCGAUGACCACCCCCACCACCCGCACCCCAACCACCACCUGCAGGAUUUCGAUAAUGGAGAUCCAAUCAUGGGUGAGGUGGAGGCUGUCGCUCUACUGCCCUACGCAGACUCCUUGUCCCCCCUCCCUCUGCCCCACAUGAUGGCCCUCCUGAUGUCCCAGCUCCAGCCAGUGUUGGAUGGCUUCAACCGCACCUUGGAGCGCCUGACCUCGGAGGUCGGGGGUCUGUCCCAGGAUGUGGCCCAGCUCCGGAGCGCUCAGUGGGAGGUAAAUGAGGAGACCCUGCGGGGUGCAGGUGCCGGAGAGGGUCCCGAGGCCUUUGACGCUAAGCUGGAGCAGAGUUUCCAGGACAUCAAGGAGGUGAGGAAGGAACUGGAGAGACAGAGAGCGGAGAUGGCGGAUCGGCUACACUCCCAGCAUGCCAUGCUGCAAUAUAACAUCACCAACUUCAAGACAGACAUCGACGCCAAGAUCAAACACAACGACAAGAUGUUACAGGUUCAUCUCGAGUCCCUGAAUGCCACCCUGUCAGACAUGAAGCUAGAGCAGGAGCAUCUGAGUGAAGAGUUCCAGAGGGACCUGACCAGCCCAGAGGACAGGAGAGAACCCAACCAGGCCCAGCACCCUCCAGAGGACUCGGCAGUGUGGGAGUCUAUCGCUCGGCUGGACAACAAAGUGGUCAACAACACAGGGAGGGUGAAUGCCCUGGUUGAAGACUUGGAGAUGUCCAGGACGUUGUCAUUGGCUCUGAAGAGGGGCUUCCGAGGCCUUGAGGAGAGCAUUGCCCAAACGUGGAGGAACAGCCAGAUCCAGUUCAUGGAGACGGGCCUGGAGGUGGAGGCGGCAAAAGUAGCCGUGCUGAACCGCGUCAAUGAGCUGGCCAGCAACCUAACCCUCCGCUGGGAGCAGCUGCAGGAGAUGGAGACUGACAUGGACUACCUGUUCAUACAGUUCUACAAGAAUGUCAGCUCUGCCAGAGACUGUGACUGCAAGGCAUUCACCGCCACCAUCUCCCGCUUGGAGCAGGGACUGACCAACGUCACAGAGCUGGCCAACGACAACCGGCUGGCCCUGGAUGGGAGUACCGAUGCUGGGUCGGAGCGCUGGAGUCCCUCUGUGGAGGACAUCUACCAGGGGUUGGAUCACGUCAAGGCCUCCCUGGCCUUUGAGCAAGAGAAGAGCAGGACUCUCCACCACAAUGUGACCCAGCUGCAGGCCUCCUUUCUGGGCAUCCAGAGGGACAUGCUCAGUCUGCGGGAGAGCGACGAGUGGUUGGCGGGUGAGAUGAGUCACCUCUCCAGCUCCUUCUUUUCUCUUUUGAAUGAUGCCAUCCGCCACACCGACGUGCUGGAGAUGCUCCUGGGAGAGGAGGUGAUGGGGUUUAUGGACUGGCCCCAAAGCAACCAGGAGGCCCACUCCAUCCCUGCACUGCAGGAGAGGCUUCGCCACAUGCAGGAACAGAUCAGGGGCCAGAACCUCAGUCUCACCUCCCUGCUGGAGGCCGCCCAGGCAGAAGAGUUCCCGGCCUCAGACGAGCCCUCUGUGCUGGUAGACUUGGCCUCCCGCGGCCUGAAGAGGAGGAGUGGAGACCAGAGGAGUGACCACCUCGUGGUCUCAGCAGCCUCUGAGGACCGGCAAGAUUACUCUGACAGUGACCUGUGGAACCUUGAGAAAGCAGUGAAGGAGCUGGGGGAGAAGGUCCACAGGCUGGAGUACAGGCCUUGUACUGCCAGCUGCAACAACACCAAAGAUGGCACCAAACUGCAGGCAGAGGUGGCCUGGCUGAGGAGGGGUUUAGAGAAUCAUUUGAGUCUCUUCAAGAGCAUCUUCAGUAACUCAGAGGGAUUGGCCGACUCAGAAAGCACCCUGGACUUGGACCAGCUGUGGGCCCUGAUGAAGAGGAAGGAGGGGAAGAGACAGAGGAAGCGCAAUAACAACAAAGAGGGAAUCAAAGACCACAUUGGAGAGAGAGAUAACCUUCGCAGCAGGAGGGAUACAUCAGUGCUAUCUAAGCUGGGGGACAGUCCCCUUAUGUUUCUGGCCAGAAGCAUACAACGCAGGAGACCAAGUGACAGCAGCCUCCUGGUGUUUGAGGACACAUCGCUAAACCUGGGCCAGAUGUACUCAACUCACACUGGGAUAUUCCAAGCACCUUUGGCAGGAAUCUACCUCUUCACGCUGACGCUGAACUUUGAACCUGGCCCCUCGCUGUCUGGGCUGAGGAGAGAGAACAGGGAGCUGGCUGCCACUCUGCAUCAGGACAAGAUGGCAUUGUUUGGCCCCGUCACCCGUGUGUGUCUCCUACAGCUGCAGCAGGGAGAGGAGCUCCGGCUUGAACUGUAUGAGGGGACUCUGGUGACCGAUGACCCCAAAGACAACGCCUUCGCUGGGCUUCUGCUCUAUCAGACCACCUGAGGAGUGGGGGGGGGGGGGG